AUGACGCACCGGAUUCCGCACGGUUCGUUCCCCACAGAUCUCUUGCCAGGCCAGUGCCUCGACGGCUGUUCAGUUCAUAUCCUUAAGCUGGCCCUUGACCGGAUCUUUGCUGCUCUCAACAAGGCAACAACCAGUGGAGAAGGUGAUCUGUUCAUGGUAGAACAGCAAGAAUCAGGGCAGAAUUUGUUGCAGCAUCGUUGCCCACAGCUGCAACAACAGCCUACACACCAGGGUCCGCAGACGUUCCCCGAGCAGUUCUCCCAAUGGGAGCACCAAAAACCUCACAGUGUGACCACUUGGAAGAAGCAUAAAGGGAUGCUAGAAUCGCGGGAAGCGAUGGAAGCAGAAGCUGUCGCCACCCUGCAGCAGCAACGCAAGCUACUGGAGGCGUACGGAAAACAGAUCCAGCAGCAGCAACAACAGUCCCUGCAUGCAAUCGACUUACUACAGCGAGAGAGAAGGGCUCUCCACAACUCCGCAACUCCCGGCGAGAUGAUACAGGAUGUGGUGUUUAGGUUGCAUCAGCGCGAAGAACGAGUGCUUGCACAGCUGAGGGGGGAGCAGCAGCUGCAACAGAUUCUCCACAUAGUUCUGAGUCGUUGCGUGCAUCUGCAGCGGCAGAUCGAAGAACUCAAGCAGCGGCGAGAGCAGCUGUUGCAGUUUUGCCGUGGAAGAGUUGAGGAUGUGGGACCAGGGGAAUGUUCGUCCUCAGCCCUCACGAAACAGCGUCCGACAGGCCUUCCAACAGUUCUCUGCUCUCCAUGGCGAAUACCUGUCGUUACAGCCCAUGACGAUACUGCAUGCGAAGCGUUCGCUAUGCACGAAUGGCUACGGGAGAGAGGCGUUCCGCAUGGAACCACAACUCCAUGCAGGAGCAGCUUCAGCACCAGCACAAGCAGCAGGAGCAGCAAUGCCCACCGUAUCGCUCCAACUGCCUUCCAGCCGACAGAUGAGCAUCGUGGCCGGCCUUCGUUGCUUCGGGGGUCUGUUGCUCCCACCAUACGCAGAUGUUAUGGAGAUAUGGGGCAGCAAGAUAAUGCACUGCUUCAUCUACAGCAUCAGCACUUUGUUGACGGGUCAGUCGAAUGCAACGCUGCCGGCGGCACAGACAGCACAGCAGUUGGUGCUCUCCAGCAACAGCAAUAUCUGAAACAGUGGCAGCAUGACCCUAGGGGAUGGCAGCACGUUUCCGGUAGUGAGGAAAGGGCCGCGUUGCGAGGAAACCUUCUGCAGCAAUCUAGACAACAGAGCGUAGAGCCCGAAGGGUUGGUGGCAUUGCAGCUUAAGCACCAGCAGCAGCACGAACGGGAGCAGCAGGCGCAGCAGCUGCAAGAGCGAGAGGAGGACCUAGAUAUCGGCAACACAGGCACAGAGGCGACUCAGUACAAGCAAUGCGAUGACAACGAUCCGCGAGUGGCUGAAGAUCGAAACAGCCUCGAGGCUUUAGACGGGGGAUCGAAUGGAGGCUCAGCUCUGUGCGGAAAGAGAGCGAUGAAUAGGGAAGAGUAUCGGCAGACAGAGUCGGGGCUGCAGCUGACGAUUGAGCAACAACGCCACCAGUUGCUGCUCCAUCACGAAGAGCUACAAGACUUAGAGAGAUGUAUUUAUGAAGCCAUGGCUAAUGAAGAAAGCGGAUGGGUCGUGGGUUCCCUCGAAGCUCAGCAGCAGCAGCAGCUGCACCAGCAGCAAGUAGCCGCUGAAAUCCAUCUAAGGAGCUGCAGACUCUUGGAACUGUGUUCGCUACUGGCUCCCUAUACAGUGCAGACCGAGCAACAUGUAGAGGGGCGACAGCAGCUGGGUGACAGCCCCCAGCCACAGCCACCAGAGGCGGAGGUGAGACUGCUGCGUCAGACUCAGGCAACGUUGGCAAGCCUACUUGAAGAUAGGCUACAGGAGUGCUCCCCAUCUCAGCAGGUACAUCUGAAGGAACGCCAGUUUGCCGAAUUGGCGGAGCAGCUACAACAGCUGGAACACCUUUCAAGAAGCAUGACCCCUCAUGCACGACGCGCCGUAGGCUGCAUUCUUGGGGAGCUGCACCACUACUCUGAAGGCUUGCGGCAGCAGCAAAACAACCAGAUAUCGUGGAGGCAGCGGCGGCAGCACAAGCACCAAGAGUUGGUGUUUGCUGCUGCACUGCGGGAGGUAGAAGACUUCGUCCUGUGGCGGCUGCAACAAGAGCAAGACAAACAGCAGCAGCAGCAGCAACGGCUGCAGCAUCAGGAGGAAGUCAAUCGCAAGCAACAAAGCCAGGCACAGCCUUCGCACCAGCACAGUGAAGUAUUCAGGGGGCAGUCAGCAUCAAGGCAAAAGGAUGAGGUACAGCAAACAGCGGAAAGCCAUGGAGCAGACCUCGAGAAUGCAUCGUCUUACAGGCAGUUGCGGCAGGGAGUUGAGUUGCUGCAGACAGCAGUGCAAAGCAUUUCUGCUGCUAACAAAGACCGCAGUAAGAGCAAGAAGUGCAGCAGCAGCAGAAAAGGCGAGAAACAGCUACUCUUGUCUCCACGGUGGUCUCCCGUGUACGCCAUCUUCUGUCAGACACUGGGCAUUGCUGCAGCUGCCAGAGGCAGCAAGGCGUCUUCAUUGGCUGCCGCGCGGUUCCUGCCUCUUAAUGCUGCCUCUGCUGCGAGUUCUGAGGACGACGAGGCUUCAACAAGAGGAAAGGCAGCAAGGACCUACCGCAGACGCGCUACAGCAGCAGCACCUACUGCAGCAGUAACAGAAAAGUUUAUCCAACCCGUGGGAAACUUCCAAACGGGGGGAGAGAACAUCAGGCGAGAAGGAACAGCAAAUGUUCAAGCUUUUGGAACUGCUGCAAUGAGGGAGCCUACACGGCAAGCGCCAAAUUCCCUGAUGUCUGGCAUGUGCAUCGAUGCAUCACCAGCAGCCCAAGAAGCACCAACCACAACGAGAGCAGGUGCAGCUGCCCCAAGUGGCGUUUCUUGGAACCCAAUAGCGGCAGCAACAGUAACAACAGCAGCAACAGCAACGGAAACGGCGACAGCAACGGCAACUACUGCUCCCUCCGGCGGACUGCGGGGGACUUUGUUGCAUGCCCAAAUACAAACGCAAGGCCAUGCAGCACCCGUGAUGGCCGGUGCAGCUGCAGCUGCAGCCGCAACAGCAACAUUUAUGUCGGCAACAACAGCAGCAGAAGAUACGAUGAACUUUUGCACGGAAUGUCCGCAGAGAGGGGAACAAGAAUUAAAGUUGAGGUGCGAGCAGAUCUUCCAGCAACAGCACUGCACUCAGGCGCUACGGAAUCGGCAGCAACAGCAGCCACAGCAGCAGCCAAAGCUGCAGCCCCAUAUGCAACCGGAAUUGCUGCCCAUGCAGCAGCAGCAUCGGAUACAGCAACAGCAACAGCAAAUGCUCUUUCAGAGGAGGCAGCUCCUGCAGCUCCACCAACAACAACUGCAGCAGCAACACGUAGUUAAUCAGGCGCAGCAGUUGUCAACCUUUUGCCAAGACAAGCAGCACCUGCUGCUCCAGCAACAACAACUGCACCAUCAGCACAAGCUGCAGCAGCAUCUACUUCACCAGCAACAGCUUCAGCAGCAGCAACAGCUCCAGCAGCAGCAACAGCUUCAGCAGCAGCAACAGCUUCAGCAAAAGCAACAGCUACUGCUGCAGCUGCGGCAAACGUCGCAGUGGCGACCCUUUGAAGGGACACCCAGUCCCCAACCGGCGCAGAUGGUGCACAAUAUGCAGCAGCAGCAGCAAUGGCAACAGAUGCAGCAAAAACGCAAGUGGCGACCAGAGGGGUGCAACACUGCAGAUUCUGCUGCAGGCGAAAAUGAAACAGAGGCUCGGUCGGCCGCUGUUGGAGACGUUGUUUGUGGCGACGUACCUGAUGAGCUCUUUCCCUGCAGACAAACCGCCUUUGCAGGGUCGGGCAGCUGCAGCCAGCACCAACUUCCAUCCGAAGAAGCCCCCGGAAAUGCGGCAGGUGCUACGCAGACAAGCGAACCAACCUUGCCUCUGUUUCCCGCAGCUCAUGGCGCGUCUGGUACAGCAUCAGCUGCUGAGGAGAAGAGACAAGCAUCGUGCUUAGAGCAGCAAGGGCAGUACUCGGCAGCAGCAAAGGCCAACGCAGCUGAAGCACGAAAAGAAGCAGAACCAAACAACAUUGAACAAUCUGCAGAGGGCGUCCGUUCACUUUUGGUGGACCUGUUGCUGUGCCUCUGCUGCCCCAGCAAUGCCGAGCGGAUAUUAGCAACAAAGAAGGGUCAAAUGGCUGCACAAACAGCGGCAACUGCAGCAACAGCAGCAGGGGGGGCAAGCGCAUUUGUGGGUCACAGCUUGGAGUGUGUAGAAGUAGCGGAUCCUCAACAUCCUCUGCGGCUCGGAACACCCUGCAACGAAACCGCCUUCGCCAGCCGCCUCCGCGAGGGGUGCCAACCCAUUCCUGCAUGUCACAAGGUGCCGGUGGUGUUGGGCCACAUUUCUGGGCGGGUGACGCUGAGUUCAAAAAUGGACUCCGUGGACGGCUCUUCAGCCCGCUUUGGACUGUCUUUCUGUCCUGAGGCGAUCGUUUCGGGCUUUAUAGGGGCUGGAGUGCCGCCUGCGGCCGCUAAAUCUCCUCUUCUGCUGCCGGCAGCUGACUGUUUAUGCCUCUCCGUUUGUACAGCGGAUGGCCGCGUUGCCGCCCCUGCAGCAGCAGUGCGACAUUUCGAAGUGUAUGUGAACGGCUGGCCCCACUUGGUGUUAACUUCCAUUCCAGGGAUUGCCCUGAACGCAGGCGACUUUCUGUUUGCAGACUUGGGCCCCCGACUCUUCAUGCGACUGAGACAGAGGCUUUGGCAACAGGCGGCUUUGCGACUUCUAGAAGAGUUGAUUCUCUGUUGCUGCUGCAGCUCGCUGCUGCACUUACGCUGCACGUUUCGACGCUUUCGCGGUUCAUCCGAAUCUUUGGUCUGUCAGCGGUGUCACGUCCUAAGCGAGAGAGUGAAGGGUUCGCCUCCUGCAGAUGAAAUUCUUCUUGUGCCCCUUCGCUCGCUUAUUAACAAACACCAGGCUCAACAGCAGCACGAAGACCUGCAGCCGCUGCUGCAGCGCCGACAGCAGCGCCAACUAGUGCGCCAGCUCCUGCACCAACUAAGUUGCAGCGAAGCUCUGCCGCCUGAAGAUCGAACCGAGCAGCAGCAAACGACUUGGCCGACAUGCGCCUUUCUUGGGCCUGCCUCGAAUGUCCCUGCAUUUAACACUUCCGAGUGUUUUGCUGCCCUUCUACUCUCUAUCCUUGCUGGCAGUGAUACAGGGAAUGGCCCAUUUGCAGCAGCCGCUGCUGCUGCAAUCGCUGCUGCCUCAGCUGCGGCAGUGAGGCAGCCUCGUUAUGACUUUCCCAGCAGUACAACUCUCAACGGGCCAGACGCUGAUGGUUCUCCUGCGCGGUUGUCCUACAUCUGUCAAUGGCGUGACACGGCGCAGUUGGCUGGAUUGGAUGCGGAGGACUCUGGGGCCCUGGCUGCUGCCUUGCGGCCCUGUGCCAAGUGCUACAGAAGGGUCGUGCUACAGCAGCACUAUCGACGCCUGCAGCAGCUAAAGCAACUCCAGCAGCGGCUACGCCGGCAGUUGGAAUGGCUGUGGGUUUCUAUGCAACAACAGCAGCAGCAGCACAUUACCGAGCAAGCAGCCUUCAUUAUAGAGAGACUUUCACUUCACCAGACACCCACCCCUUUCUCACCUCCCCCGAGGAGGCAGAUGUUGCAGCUGCUGCUACACCAGAAGCUCGCCAGGGAAAAGAGCUGCCGCGAGCAGCAGCGACUGCAGCAGCUGUAUGACCUGGUUCGCUUGGUCUUGUUUACAUUAGAAAAGCCAAUUUUAUGCCAAAGAAAAACAACCGUAGAGAAGCAGCCGCUUCUGAAGCACCAACAGCAGCGUACGGGACAGAACCACCUUGCUGAGCCCCAUCAGCACCUGAUGCAGAUGUUACAGAAAGCGCUUCAAGCAGCAGAGGCCCAGCAACCACGCAGCCCUUCGCGUCUCCACAGGCUAGUACAAGAGAUUCAAGAAGCUGCCGCAUUGGCUGCAGAGAAAGGCAGCAGCGCUGACAGCAGCAGCAUGCUUGCCACCUCCUUGACCUCGGACAGCACAAACGUGCUGUCGUUGCCUCUCUUAGGCACUGCAUCCCAUGCGGAACAAACGGAAGCAGCAGUAGCAGCAGCGAUUGCGGGCAGCAGUAAGUGGCUUGCUGCGUUGGCGCAACAAGCACCCCCAGCCAUAUUUGCUGCAGCUUCGGCUGUUGCAGGAAGGAGCCUAUCCACAGGUUUAUCAAUAGCUGCACUUAGGUGCCGCCUCCUUUCAGGACAUGGUGAAGCUGCAUCGCAAGGCCUUCAGUCCGCCGUCGCGCAAGCAGCCGAGGAUUGGAGACACAGUAAGAUUUACACCAACCGUACUGGCUCGCCCCAGCAACAGACUUGUAAGCAUGUGCAUGCGUUGCGGUGUGGCUGUGCUGGUGCAGUCAGCCAAGUGCUGCUGAGGGCGUGCAGUAGGCGUCAUCAACUCCUGCGUGCUGCCUCAGCGCUGCUCCAAAGAGAACCUCAGCUACUUUUUUCCUUGCAAGACAGCUCGAAAGACGGGCCCUACCUUCCCAUAACACACCAAACAGGGCAAAAGAAACAACAACAAAAGGGACGACGUCAGCAGAAUCAGCCACAGGAGCACCAAUCGCAGCAGCAGCUGCAGCGGCAGCAGCACCUACAAGAGCAGCCGCUGUCUCAGCAGGUUCACGGUAGCGAGGGAGAUAUCGAAGCCUCCAUCCAGUGCAUGUUAACGGGAACGCAUCCUCAAAGGAUGGUGGAACCGAACGCGCAGCAACAGCAACUCCUACACAUGCACGCGCAGCAGCAACAGCUGUUGCAGUACGAGCAGCAGCUGUAUCAAGCAGCGCUGCAGGCCUCGCAGCGUUUGGAUCAGCCAAUGCAGCAGCUGAACUUGCAACAUUCACUACAGAGGCAGCGCUUGCAGCAAGGACGCUCAGACCAGAGCCUACAGCAGCAAGCUGUGCACCAGCUGCAAUGGGGGAAGCGCCUACAGCCACGCCAACUUCAACAGCUGCAGCUGCAGCAAAAGCUGCAGCCCCAAAUACCUCUGCCUCUUCAGGCCCCCGCUCUGCACCCCGCUUUGUUGCAACAACAUAUGCAGUAUCAGCAGCAGAACUCGCAACAACAACAUUUGGAGCCUUUGAAACAACCGGGUUUCCAGACACUGCAACAGCAGCAACUGCAGCAUUUACAUCACUUGCAUCAAGCACACCUACUGCAGCAGCAGGACUUAAGAGUGCCUGCCGAGGAAACCUCCCAAGUAGCAAGAGAGUUAAGGGGGGCGGUAGAAGACGAGCAGAUGCACCGAAAGCAGCUGCAGCAACUCCAGCUGCAACGGCACCUCCAGCUACAGCAGCAGCUCCAGCUCCAGCUCCAACACCAGCACGCACAACAGCGGCUACACGUGCAGCAACUGCACCGGCAGCAAGACCUCAGUCUUCAAAGCUUGCAAGAGCAAUUGGUUCAGCAACUGACUCCACCUCAACGUGAGGCGCAACAGAUCGAGAGACAGAACAGGCACCUGCAGCAAAACGGCAUGCUCGAGAACGAACAUGGACAUCAUCUAGGCCAGCAGGCAAUACAGCCGCAGAAACUGCAACAUGAUGAGACUCACAUACAGCACCAGCAAGAGGAAGAUGAACAGCAGCAACAAGAGAAGCAACGCCGUCGCUACAGCCAGAGGCAGCAGCGGCAGCUACUGCAACCGAGGAGCCUCAGGCGAGAGAGACUCUGUCACGGUAGCACCAGCACCGCCAACAGGAUGCUAAAGAACCGCCCCCCUUUGUAUGCCGGUGCAGCUGCGAAAGUUUCCACUGAAGGGAGUUUUCGGUACACAGCAAGGAAAGACGAGCAAGAAGAUAAUGAACACGAGCCCACUGCAACAGACUCGGCGACAGAGACGGAAGUUCGCUCUAGUACAGUUGCUUCAGGACGUGAUAUGAUAGCAAAUGCUGCCUCAACAGCUCUCGAUAGGCUAACUGAAGCAAGGGAGAGGCAACACCUAGCAAAGCAGAAACUGAAGGGAGCGAGGAGGGUGCGAGCGCUGAGCUGCAUGUUGGCCCAGAAGUCCGAGAACCAUGCCACAGCUGUUGCCACCGCUGCUACUCAGACACUUCAUGGCCCGGUUUCGGUUUUUCGUAACAGGAUAUCCAGAUUGAAAGUCAACGCGGAUUUGGCAGUGGCUAGUGCUCGGUCUCUUGUUGCUGCCUCGAAGCAAAAAGCAGCAGCAGCUAUUGCCGGCGAAGAAACUGCGACGCAGGAGCUGUCUGCAGCGAAUACUGCAGUUAACACCGCGGAAGUAGUUGCAGCGGCGGAGCAGCCUGCAGCAGCAGACGCCUGUGAGGAAGCAGGAGCAACUGCUGUCCCUGAGCCUUGCAGCAGCGAGCAAAUGCAGAUCGCAAGCCCCCCAACGCAACAGCGAGGCCAUCCCACAGCAGGUUCCCCAGCAGAAUCCGCAGCAGAAUCCACAGCAGAUUCUGGUGCAGCACCUGCGGCUCCGGGAACACCAAAAAUAAAAAUUGGAGGAAGACAAGAGGCCAGCGGAGAUGCAGCAAGUGGACAAGAAACAGGUGACCCAACAGUGGCACCUCCACCGAAUUUCGGCUGCGUAAUGAGGCGGGAAAACUGCGUGGAUACAAAAGAAGCAGGGACACGGGAGGCUGGUCGACCAUGGGUUAUUCAAGAUGUAACGGAUACGCAAGGAACAACAGGCGCAUCAGGAGAAAGUAAUGCUCCAGCAGCUCUCGAAGCAAGGAUUGCAACAGCAUCCGCUGAAGCGGAAGGUGCUACCACUGCCGCUGCUGCUUUGUUGGAUAGUGCCAUUAAGGCGCCAGAAGUCGCCGCAGCAGCUGCUGCAGCUGCAACAACCGAUGCAUUGCUACUGUCUUCAAAUGCACUUCCAGAAUCACCGGCGAAGCAAAAGUUCGUUUCGAAGUCUGACGGGCUUCUUGCAGCGGCAGCAGCAGCGGCAGCAGCAGCGAUGGUAGCAAGAAGGGCUAGAAGAAGACUGCCAGGAAGGCUGACAAAUAGGCGAAGGCGAAUAUUUGCCUACUGCUGCCGCGAAAGUAUAGGCGACGCCUGUACCUGUACUCAGUGCAGCAGCUGCAAGAAAGAAACUGCUGCUGCACCUGUCCCUGCUCCCUCACCUGCUGCUGCUGCUGCGCUUGCAGCGCGCAGCAGCAAGAGGGAUGAAGGUCUUCAGCAGACGGGGCACAUGCAGAUAUCACUUAGGUCAAGGAGAGGAAGAAGUACUGAUGCUGCCAGCGUUGAUACAGCAUCUACCAGCAGCAUCAGCAGCAGGAAUUUGCGAAAAUGGAGAGGCACCCGAAAAAGGGAGAGGAGAUGCAGAAGCAGUUUCCCUUCUCCCAGCAGCGACGAAUCCAGCAGCGUCAACAUAGACAGCAGCAGCGGGAGUGAUUGGGAAGGCACCAUCACUCGGCGGAAGAGCCAGCCUCAAUACAGAAGGCACCAGGACGCUUCAGCACCUACAUCAGCUGCUGCACCCUGUCCAGCAGCAGCUCUGCGUCGGGCUGAAGCACUUGCAUUCGGUGGCAGAGCAGAUUUGGAAGGAGAUCCUGUGGAGCAAAGGCAGCAGCUAGUCUCUCUCAGUCCAGUCGUGGCCGGCCUGCAUAAAGACAGAAGCAACGUUUCGAACGCCGGUGCCUCUACCUUGAGAAGCGCCCGCAGCGGCCUGCGAAGCUCCCUCCAGUAUAACGGAAAAUCCCGCUACUGCCCCACACCCGUUGUCACAGACCAAGGGCCAAGGCUACUCCCACAGAUCCCCAGCCAGCACUGUGGAACCAGCAGGCAGAAGCAGGGGCAGCAAACAGCGUCCCCACGCAGUAGCUGCCGUAUUCUGCGCAGCCAUAGCAGACACCCGGCAGCUGCUGCAGCAGUUGAAGGAGCCGAGGCAACUCUUGAGAUGAAUCUGAUAAAAGAAAAACCCCUCACAGCACCAUAUCCAUCCUCUGGGGAUCCCCUUGCGACAGGGGGAGCGAACGAGUCCGCGCUUCCCGCCACCCCUGAUACAAUUUCAACGGAACCAGCAGAUGCCGAAGAAGGUCACGAAUGCCCUUCCAGCUCGCGCUGCAACGCAUGCAACGCGCGACAGCCCAAGACUUGCCGGGACCACUGCGAAGCAUCCUCUACGGAUAGCGGUAUCCAAACACCCUUCAAGAAGAGGUCAGUGCCAUUUGCUUAUUUGCGGCACGAGGAACAUGAACAGGAGGAACAGUGCGAGCACGAAGAGCUAGCUGAGCAGCAAAGGCGACGCCAGCCACUCCCAGUUGCAGCCAGCAUCCGCAGCUUGCGCGGCAACAACGGAGUAGUCGGAAGACACACCGCAGCAGCAGAAACAGAUGCAAGAACUGUCGAAAGCACCGGAGUAUCAACUGCGCCCGCUGCAGUAUCCUGGAGGAACUAUCAGCAGGAGCACCAGCGCAACCACCAGCAUCGCGAGAGCGAUGCUUCAGCCCUACCACUUGAAACGGCUCCACUGAUUCUCGAAGACUUCAGGGAGUUGCUUCUGUCCCUACUACGCCACCCGAAGCAACAGCACGAUACGAAUCUGCCUCAGACGCGAAAGGGAAGUGCGGCCGCAAUCCUUGCUGCUUCUAGCCAUGGCAGAAACAACGGCAGCAUGUAUAAUACACCUAGCAAAUCAUCGCACGACGCAUGCAACCGGAAAUAUCGUUCAGUGCGCUCUGCUGCUGCUGCAGUAGCGGCUGCGACAGCAGCCCAACUGCAAGCACGAGGCCCUGGGGGUCCAAAAGACUUCAAAGCAGAUGUUGAAGCAGCGGCAGCGGAAAUAGCAAAGAAUAUCAGCUGGAACGAGAAGAGACGCAGCUAUGCAGCGAAGAUUAGGGGAGUGUCACAGCCUGUAUGGUUUGCUGCCAAGAGGAGAGGCGUCCCUCAGGCGCUUCAAGCUGCAGCCAACCUCCUCAUAGAAGAUGUACAACGGCGCAGGCCAACCCAGUUAGGUUGA
Messenger RNA from Eimeria acervulina, 11025 nucleotides. RefSeq lists its product as hypothetical. Lineage: Eukaryota; Apicomplexa; Conoidasida; Eucoccidiorida; Eimeriidae. The record is from RefSeq and is a predicted model, not a curated record. Gene Ontology annotation, molecular function: transcription coregulator activity. Gene Ontology annotation, biological process: regulation of transcription by RNA polymerase II. Gene Ontology annotation, cellular component: SWI/SNF complex; nucleus. The coding region runs from base 1 to 11025 and encodes 3674 amino acids. The transcript has 6 exons.